AUGAAAUUCUCUUUAACGAUUUUCUCUGCUAUUGUAGCAGUUUCCGUUUUACUUUUUACCGUUACACCCAUCAAUGCUUGCGAAGAAUCAUGUCGUCAGGGAAUCUCGCUUGCUUUCGGUGAUAAUUACUCCAUUGAAAUUAAGACAUUGUUUAAGACAUUUGUCGAAAAGUUGGAAGAAAAUGUAUACUUUGGACUUGAUUCAGUCAAAGCAUCAACUAAAUCAGCAUGUAAUAAAGCAAUCGAAGAAGGAACAGAAAAAUUUCAAGAAACCUUUUCGGAAAGUUUAGAAGAAUUAAUUGAAAAUUCGAUUUUUGAACAAUCACCACAAUUUAAAGGACAAUGUCAACACCCAUUAAGAGUGAAUCAACCACCAGAAGGUGUCGCAUGGACCAUGGACGAUUGUAAGAACCAAGAUUAUAUUUGCGGAAAUCCGCCAGCCAUCUGCCACUUUAUGGACCAAUAUGUUAAACCUAGAAAUGUUAAGAAUGUAAUUGAAUCAUUAACUAAACGUCUCAGUGGUAAUGGCUCUUUUGUUAAAUCCCUUACAAAGUCCGUGAUUGAUGCCGCCAAGUCGUCCGGGGUGAAAGGAGAUGACCUUAAGAAAUUUACUUCAGCUGCAAAAGAUAACAUUUUAAAAACAUUCAACAUCUUUUCAUCCUUCUUCGCUUCUGAAUUUUGUAAAGGAACUUCAUGUGAUCAUUAUGAUUAUGACAUCAAGAUGAAACUUUUAAGUUAUCCUUACUUAUUCACUCAGUCACAAGUGCAAACAAUCCUCUUGGCAUGGCUUCCAACCAAAUUAGAAUCUUAUUUGUCUGGAAUUAUGGCGGUCGAUAUGUUUAUUACCAGUGUCUUUGCGUAUGGAAUUAGUGCUUUAGCUUUUACAUUAUUCACGUUAUUUGGAUCUAACAUCAUAAAAGGUUCAUGGAGAAAUAGAAGAACCGUCACGGCUCAAAUUGAACAUAAUAUUAUAGGACCGUAUGGUAUACCAAACGUCAAUCCACUUUAUGAAUCUUUAUCUUGGUUAAUCUCUCAACAAACAAAAUCUCUAGAAAAUGGUUCAUUCAUUGUACAACUUACAACAAAUUUUAUGAUCAGUGAUAAUGAGAAAGACGAAUACUCCCCUCCAGAAUUUAAUAUUCUUCCGGAGAAAGAUCAAGAAAUUUCCAUUGAAUUUAAAGGAAAAAGAUUCAAGGUUGAAUUUAACGUUCCUAACCUUCAUGGUCCUAAUAAUAUGUUUGAUGAUGAUUCCAACACGAACGUUGAUUCCAUAACAGAAUUUUUAUAUGAAGUUACACGAGCUCAUAAAGAAGAUCAGAAAAAAAUGAAAGGGCGUUCAAGAUAUGAACGAAAUGAUUGCGGUUGGGAAUACGUGCAAACGUUAUCUUCAAUUAGAGGUUUGGAUACAGUCGCUUUAGAUGAACCACUUGAAUUAUUAUUAAGUAAGGAAUUAGAAACAUUUGUAAAUGAUAAAAGUUUCUACGAAAGAAUUGGAAUGCCUUAUCGACGUGGUAUUUUAUUAUACGGAAAGCCGGGUACUGGAAAAACUAGUCUUGUAAAUGCGAUCUCUUCACAACUAUCUCGUGAUAUUUAUUACUUAAAUCUCAAAAACAUCAAGGAUGAUAAUGAUCUAAGUGCCGCGUUUAGUGGCGUUCCCCCUAAUAACCUUAUUGUGCUUGAAGAUGUUGACACUCAAUCAAAAGUACUUCAUAAACGAACUGAGAAUUCUUCCAAUUCCGAUUCCGAUAAAAAGAGUAAAUCAGAAGAAAAAUUACGAUUUAGUUUAUCAACUUUCUUGGGAUAUUUGGAUGGUCAUGUAUUAGCUGAAGGAAAUAUCAUCAUUAUGACUACAAAUCACGUUGAAUUUCUUGAUCCUGCUUGUAUUCGUCCUGGUCGUAUGGAUGUACAUCUGGAACUUGGUUAUUGUACUCAUUAUCAGAUUAAAAAAAUGUUUAAAAGCGUGGUAGAAAAUCCUGAAGUUGAGUUCCCUCAAGAUAUUCUUGAAAAAAUUCCCGAAAGGUUGUUGCCUCCUUGUGAAGCUAUGAUGACUAUGGUAUUAUAUCGUAAUGAAAUUGACCAGAUUCCACAAAAGAUUUAUGAAUUAGUCACAAAAUAUGUAAACAUGAAACCUGAAGAUAUUGCAAAACAAAUGGAAGAAGAAAUGCUCCGGAUUGAAGAAGCAUCUGCCAAUUUGGAUGAUCAUUCAACAAAUCGUAGAGUGGACGAAGAUAGUGAUACAGAUGUAGAUUUCGAUUAUAGGAAAAAUAACAUAAAAAACAUGAGAAACUUCAAAAAUGCCAAAAACGGUAAAACGUUUGACAAAUUCUUCGCAAUAGUACCAUAA
Messenger RNA from Funneliformis geosporum, 2343 nucleotides. Lineage: Eukaryota; Fungi; Glomeromycota; Glomeromycetes; Glomerales; Glomeraceae. The record is from the annotation of a GenBank genome assembly.